AUGCAUCGCACCUCCUGCUUCCUCACCGUGACCCUCCACCUCCUACUCAUCACAUCCCCCGCUUCGGCCCAAAGCACCGCCAUCGACCGGCACGCCCUCGUGACGCGCUACAACCCCUCCCGCUCUUUCUCCUCCCUCUACCAAAACGCCUCCGCCCUCCUCAACUACACCACGCCCCUCUCCACCGGCAACGGCAACCUCGCCUUCAACGCCGACCUCACCGGCCUGCACACCCUCCUCCCCUUCCCCACGCUCUCUUCCUGGAGCUUCAAGAACGACUCCCUCCCGCCCAACCGCACGCUCGCGGACCUCGCCACGUACAGGGGCGUGCGCUGGCCCGCGCAGGGCGGGCGCACGGACGUGCAGUACCUGUUCGGCGUCGGCGGCGAGGAUGCGGUGGUGGAGCAGUGGCUCAUCGCGAACCCGAACCGUGCGGACUUGGGGCGCGUCGGGUUCGUGCUGCUCGAUCCCGACGACGAGGCGCCGCGCGCGAUCGGCGCAGAGGACGUGUCCGAAGCGCACCAGACGCUCGACCUCUGGACCGGCGCGCUCACCAGUACGUUCACACUCGCCCCCUUCGCCGACGCGCCGGUGACCGUACGGACCGCGUGCGACCCCGCCCACGACGCGCUCGCGAUCGCGAUCGCAUCUCCACUCCUGGUGAAGGGAACGCUCGGCGUCUUCCUCGACUUCCCGUGGAGCGACGGCUCGCAGAAGUUCGGGGCGCCGUUCGUGGGGUCGUACGCGGCGGCCGACGUGGGGAAGCACGAAACAGUGCUGAGCGUAGGCGGUGUAGGCGGAGGCGGCGACGCGGCGAAGGCAAUAUGGGCGAGCGUGCGGCACACAAUGAACGCCACGUUCCAUACCACUGUGUACAGUGACGGCGAAGGGAACUCGUUUGCCAUAGCGCGCGACGGCCUCGAUACACACAGGUACACCAUCCGCCCUGCGCCGCGCACAGGCGAGUUCUCCCUUGCUGUCGCUUUCUCGCCCACGCACCCACAAACCACCGCGCCGAGCCCGCAUUUACGCGCCUUCGCGAUCAUGCAGGCGUCGGCCGCCGCCUGGACGUCGUACUGGAGCACCGGCGGCUUCGUCGACCUCGUCUCCGGCACGAACUUUUCGGAUCCGCGUGCGGACGAGCUCCAGCGGCGCGUGAUACUGUCGCGGUACUUGAUGCGCGUGAACGCGGCGGGGGACGCGCCGCCGCAGGAGUCAGGCCUCGUGAACAACGGCUGGUAUGGCAAGUUCCACAUGGAGGAGUACUUCUGGCACGCCGCGCACUGGGCGCUCUGGUCGAACCAAGACAUCCUCCGCCGCUCGUCCUCGAUCUACGGACGUUUUCUCUCCAGCGCGCUCGCGCGCGCGCAGGCACAGGGGUGGGUUGGGCGGGACGGCAGAGGCGCAGGGGCGCGAUGGCCCAAGAUGACGGACGACACAGGGCGGGAGGCGCCAGGCGAGAUCAACGAGCUGUUGAUCUGGGAGCAGCCGCACGCUCUCGUGUUUGCGGAGUACGAGCGGCGCGCGGCUGUCUCGGCCGGCGCGGGCGGAGGCGGCGGCGGCGGCGGAAAGGCGGGGCCCGCCGAGCGCGCGGUACUGGAGAAGUGGGCGCCCGUCGUGCGCGCGACGGCGGACUGGAUGGCCGCGUACGCCUGGCGUAACGCGAGCACGGGGUGGUACGGCCUCGGCGCGCCGAUGUACGUCGUGAGCGAGGACACGGCCCCGAACGCGACGCGUAACCCCGCGUUUGAGCUCGCGUACUGGCGUUUGGGGCUCGGGCUCGCGUCGGGCUGGCUCGCGCGCCUCGGCGAGGAGGUGCCGGGGGGGUGGGAGGAGGUAAGAAAAGGGCUCGCGCCGCUGCCGCUGGAGGGUGGGCUGUAUGCGGUGUAUGAGGGCAUCGGGGAGGGGUGGUGGGACGUUGAGGGUUACGUGGACGAUCAUCCGGCGUUGGUGGGCCUGUACGGGUGGUUGCCGGCGACGGAGGGGUUGGAUUUGCGGGUUCAGAUGCGGACGGUGGAGAGGGUGUGGGAGGGGUGGAAUUUCACAAAUUGUUGGGGGUGGGACUUCUCGAUGCUCGCGAUGUCUGCCGCGCGAAUGGGCGAAAAGGAAAAGGCAGUGGCGUGGUUGCUGGACCCAUUGUUCGCGUUCGACGAGGUGGGGAUGCCUGUGGGUGGGGUGCGGGUGCCGACGCCGUAUUUCCCGGGUGCAGGUGCGCUGCUGUAUGCAGUCGCGAUGAUGGCCGGUGGAUGGGACGGAGACGGGUAUCCCGGGAACAGACGAGGGGAGUUCAACGGGUCGAGGAAGGGAGUCGGGUUUCCAGACGGGUGGGAUGUGCGCGCAGAAGGGCUGAUGAAGGCGAUGUAA
This is a messenger RNA of Heterobasidion irregulare TC 32-1, 2364 nucleotides long. RefSeq lists its product as uncharacterized. Gene Ontology annotation, biological process: carbohydrate metabolic process. Bases 1 to 2364 code for a protein of 787 amino acids. The record is from RefSeq and is a predicted model, not a curated record. The transcript is spliced from 4 exons. Lineage: Eukaryota; Fungi; Basidiomycota; Agaricomycetes; Russulales; Bondarzewiaceae.